AAAGUACACCCCCCAACUACCCAUACACUCACACAAAAACUCUCUUCGAGUGUGGGGUUGUAUUCAAUUGAAAAUGAGUGUGUGGAGUGUGUGUUUUCUUCUUGUUUAUGUAUUGAGCUUCCAAGGUAUUGUUAAUGGUGAUGAAAAAAAGUGUGAUUUCUUUAAAGGCAGAUGGGUAUGGGACGAUUCAGAAUCAAACCAAAUGUAUACGGGUUUAGAAUGCCCGUUUAUAAACAACGGUUUGAAUUGCCAGAAAAAUGGUAGACCCGAUAACACAUACCUCAACUACCGAUGGCAGCCUCACUCUUGUUCCCUUCCAAGAUUCAAUGGGGAGGAGUUUCUAGUGAGAAACAAAGGAAAGAAGAUAAUGUUUGUGGGGGACUCUUUAAGUUCAAAUCAAUGGCAAUCACUAGUAUGCAUGCUUUACAACCAUGCACGACUCAUCAUCCCUAGCAUCAUUCAUGGAGGAUCAAUCUCAACUGUUUCUUUUCCUGAGUAUGGAGUUUCGGUUAUGUAUUUGAAAAACGGGUUUCUUGUAGACAUAGUGGUGGAGGAAAAGGGGCGUGUCUUGAAGCUGGAUUCGAUUAGCAGAGGGGCAAAAUGGGAAGAAGCUGAUAUUUUGAUUUUUAAUAGUUAUCAUUGGUGGAUUCAUGGUGGACAGCUUAAAACAUGGGACUAUUAUCGGGUUGGUGACAUGUUAUAUAAAGACAUGGCUUUAAUGGAUGCAUAUAGGAUUGCGUUGACAACAUGGGCUAAAUGGGUUGACUCCAACAUUAACCCUAAAAAGACGCAAGUUUUUUUCCAAGGGAUUUCUGCUGUUCAUUACGAAGGGAAGGAUUGGGGGGCACCAAAUAUCAAGAAUUGUGAGGGGCAAACUGGUCCUAUACAAGGAUUUAGGUAUCCAGGGAAUAGGUAUCCAGGAGAACAAGUGGUGAAAGAUGUAUUGCAAAAAAUGAAGAAUCCAGCUUAUUUACUGGAUAUAACAUUACUUACACAGUUGAGAAAAGAUGGGCACCCAGCCAAGUAUGCUGAUGGACCUAUGGAUUGCAGCCAUUGGUGUCUUGCUGGCGUUCCUGAUACAUGGAAUCAAAUCUUGUACACGGUUUUGCUUAAAGAUUAGUUUUUUUAGGUAUUAAAAGUUGCAAAUAAGUGGGACAUGUCAUAUGGACACCAUGUAAUAUUAGUCUUCAAAUUUAGAGCAUAGUAUUAGUAUGCACAAAACAACUUCUUAUUCACUGUUAUGCUCUAGUGUUCUUGUACAACAUUAAUGAACCAAAAUGAUAAUUUAAUAUAGGAAA
Lactuca sativa (garden lettuce) is the source of this 1298-nucleotide messenger RNA. Its product is annotated as protein trichome birefringence-like 42. The record is from RefSeq and is a predicted model, not a curated record. Gene Ontology annotation, cellular component: Golgi apparatus. Gene Ontology annotation, molecular function: O-acetyltransferase activity. Lineage: Eukaryota; Viridiplantae; Streptophyta; Magnoliopsida; Asterales; Asteraceae.